Messenger RNA from Eremothecium gossypii ATCC 10895, 1344 nucleotides. RefSeq names its product kynureninase (gene BNA5). Gene Ontology annotation, biological process: NAD+ biosynthetic process. Gene Ontology annotation, molecular function: kynureninase activity; pyridoxal phosphate binding. The transcript has a single exon. The record is from RefSeq and is marked provisional. Bases 1 to 1344 code for a protein of 447 amino acids. Gene Ontology annotation, cellular component: cytoplasm. NCBI's taxonomy places the organism in Eukaryota, Fungi, Ascomycota, Saccharomycetes, Saccharomycetales, Saccharomycetaceae.
AUGGAGAAGGCGCGCGCAUUAGAGGAACAGUGGCCCGGAGCGCGCGACGCGUUCCACGUGCCGAGCUACGCGUCAUUGGGUCUGGGUGAUCAGACAGCCGCUGUGCGUUACCUAUGCGGGCACUCGCUCGGGUGUAUGCCGCGCAAGACGCGCGGGUCGGUGGAGGCGGAGCUAUCAGCGUGGUCCGCCCGCGCUGUGGAGGCGCAUGUCCGGCACCCCGGCGGAACAGAAUGGGUCAACACCGACUUACCGCUGGUGCCGCAAAUGGCGCGCAUGGUGGGCGCGAGCCAACAGGAGGUAGCGGUUAUGGGUAGCCUGACGGCCAACCUGAACGCGCUACUGGUUGCGUUCUACCGGCCACGCGGGCGGCGGACGAAGAUCCUGCUGGAGAAGCAGGUGUUCCCAUCCGACUUCCAUGCCUUCUGGAACCAAGCCGCGCUGCAUGGGCUCGACCCCGCAGCUACACUGGUGCAGGUGGCACCGCGCGCGGGCGAGCACACGCUGCGCACGGAAGACAUCGUGGCGGCGAUCGAGACGCACCGUGCGGAGCUCGCGCUGGUGUGCCUGCCGGGCGUGCAGUACUAUACAGGACAGCUUUUAGAUAUGGCGUCGAUUGUAGCGGCUGCGCGGCGCGAGCCUAGCAUUGUGGUCGGCUUCGACCUAGCACAUGCCGUCGGGAACGUGCAGCUGCAGCUGCACGAGUGGGGCGCAGACUUUGCCUGUUGGUGCUCGUAUAAGUAUCUCAAUGCAGGGCCAGGUGGUAUUGCGGGACUUUUUGUGCACGAGCGCCACCACGGCGGCACGCUUCCGCGGCUGGCGGGCUGGUGGGGCACGAACGCGGCAACGCGUUUCGAGAUGCGCCAGACGUACGACCCGCUGCCUGAUGCGCUCGGGUUCCGCCAGUCAAACCCCAGUGUGCUGGAUGUGGCGGCGCUACGCGCGUCGCUGGAAGUGUUCGAGGACUUUGGCGGCAUGGAGCGCGUACGCGCGCGGUCGCUUGCCUUGACCGGGUACCUGUACGAGCUGCUGACGCAGUCGGUGUUCUAUCGUCCGGAAGUAGGCGCCGAUGGGGUUGGCUUUACCAUCCUGACGCCGGCGAACCCUGCGGAGCGUGGCGCGCAGCUCUCGCUGCUGUUUUGGCCGCACUCUGACGACCCGGAUAAGAAUACUAUGCCGCGCGUGUUUGCAGACUUGCGGCAGAACGGAGUGCUGGGUGACGAAAGGCAUCCGGACGUGAUCCGCCUAACUCCUUGUGCUCUGUACAACACCUUCAUGGAGGUUUUUGAGUCCGUUCAGCUGCUCAACGCGGCACUAGAGCGUCUGGCUCCGGAGAGCGCGGUGUGA